AAAAGCCAAUACAUUCUUCAGACAACUUCUUCUUCCCAUUUCCUUUCUCUCAAACGACUUUCUUCUCCUCUAUCUCAUCGCACCGCCGCUCAUAUCUGUAGUUCUUUCUUCUCUGAACGCGAUUUAUCUUAUAACUUCUUGUGAUUCGUCCUCUCCUCUCUUCUCUGUGGCCGUGAAAGAGCGAUGUGUUUGGGGUGGUGGUGGCGGAGCCACCGUGACCUUGCGAUUUCCUUGACUUCUUCUACGAUCCUACCAUUUCUUCGAUUAUCUAUGUUUGAUUUAUUUUAAUCGCUUGUUUGUUUUGUGAUUAAUCGAUUAGUAUGUGUUGAUUUCAGAAUCUGAAGGAAAACAUGAAAGGGGAAAACGAAACCCUAAUCUUGAAAACACGAUUCAAUGGCAGAAAUUGAUGAUGAAGAAGAAAAAAACAAAUGAGAGAAGAGAAGGAAGAACUCGCGAUUUGCAAUUUUUACCACUUGCCAGAGUUAACUGCACCGCCGGAAUCUCUGGGGGUCACAUAAACCCAGCAGUGACAUUCGGUUUGUUCUUGGCGAGGAAAUUGUCUCUAACAAGAGCAGUGUUCUACAUCGUUAUGUAGGUUCUUAGUGCUAUCUGCGGCGCUGGUGUGGUUAAGGGUUUUGAGGGGGAAAAAUUCUUCAGAGAAAAAAACGGUGAUGCUAACUUUGUUGCUCCUGGGUACACAAAAGGAUAUGGACUUGGUGCUGAGAUUAUCGGUACCUUUGUUCUUGUCUACACCGUCUUCUCCGCCACUGAUGCCAAACGUAGUGCCAGAGACUCUCAUGUUCCUGUAUGUGCAUGUGCUUUUACUUCUUUAAAUUAAUUACAUGUGUUAAUUUUAGUCUAAUGUUUCUUAAUGGUGUGUUAAUUAAAGGAAUUAACAGAUUUUGGCACCUUUACCAAUUGAUGGAAGACAGAGUAUUUGUUUGAACAUUAGGGUGUAUCUGUUGUUUGAACAUUAAGUUUGUGCAUUUUAUCCUAUUUCACCUGUAAAGCUUUCACAGGCCUGACAAAACAAGUUGAUUAAUAUAUUUUGACGAUUUAUUAUUUGACUUUAGGUCCUAAUAUGUAAAAUAUAUUUUUGAUGAUUUAUUAUUGUUGAGUUGUCUCUAUAUAUAUCACAUAUAUAACUAUAUGUAUUACAUGUAAUAAUUACUAUGUGUCUGAAUUAAAGAGAAGAUGGUUGGGGAAGGAAGAAAACCAAAGGCAGUGAUUGUGGGAGGGAGUAUAGGAGGAAUAUCAAUCGCACAUGCCCUGAUCUUAACUGGUUGGGAUGUUCUUGUCCUUGAAAAAACCACCUUACCUCCAUCUGGAAGUCCCACUGGUGCAGGUCUUGGACUCAACCCUGUCUCUCAACAAAUCAUUCAAUCUUGGAUUUCACAACCUCAACAAUUCUUACAUAAUACCACUUUUCCACUAACUAUUGAUCAGAACCAAGUAACUGAUAGUGAGAAGAAGGUGAAUUGGACAUUAACAAGAGAUGAAAAUUUCAACUUUAGAGCAUCACAUUGGGCUGAUCUUCAUGGUGUUCUUUAUAAUGCACUUCCACCACAAGUAUUUUUAUGGGGUCAUCUUCUUCUCUCUUUCCAUGUUGCAAAUGAAAAAGGGACUUCUGUUAUAAUAAAGGCUAAAGUUCUUCAAACCGGAGAGAUCGUUGAGAUUGUUGGAGAAUUGCUUGUUGCAGCAGAUGGUUGUCUCUCUUUAAUCCGCCAAAAAUAUCUCCCCGAUUUUGAACUAAGAUAUUCAGGCUAUUGUGCUUGGAGAGGUGUUCUUGAUUUUUCCGAAAUUGAGAAUUUAGAAACCAUCACAGGUAUCAGAAAGGCAUACCCUGAAUUAGGAAAAUGCUUGUACUUUGAUUUGGCCUCAGGUACACACAGUGUGUUGUAUGAACUUCUGAACAAAAAGCUCAAUUGGAUUUGGUAUGUGAAUCAGCCUGAGCCCGAAGUAAGGGUAUGACACCCGUACGACACUGUCGAAAAAGUUAGAAAAGUGUCCGAAAAAUACUGUCAGAUUAGCUAGUGUUGAAUGCAAUUGUUUGCACACUGACCCGAAAAUAAGACAUCAAAUUUUGUCCGUUAAUUUGAGCAACAUUAAUUGCAUUUAGUGUUUAUCUUUUCCUUUAGGUCCUAAUUGAAGAUUUUAAUUGUGCCCUCCAAGAAAACAUUCUUAUUCAAGUAAUAGAAUGGUGAUAACUUGUUAUUAAAUGGAAACAUCAUAAUAGGUUUAAGUACUUUUUUGAAUCAUUCACCAUGCGUUAAUAUAAACCGCAAACAAGUUAAUAUUGAAUAAAGUACUUUUUAUGACAUAUAUCAUCUAAGUGCUGCACUUAAAGUCUUAAACCAUGCUUCAAUGUCAUACUCUUAAUUCUAAUUUCUUGUUGGCCUGCAUUAGUGUAUUUCUUUAUUUGUGAUUACUUGUUUGACUUUCUAUUUUUCUUUUCCAUUAAACUGUUGCAAUUUAUUAACCUUUUUCAGUGGCCACACCCCUAAUGUCUGUUAAAUCAUGCAAUCAGAUUGCUUUGAUAUAUGCUAGUAAAAAUAAGGAUGGCUGAUGAGGAUAUAUUUAUAUAAAUUGAAUGAAUAUUUCAUGCUUUCAUUCAUAACAUUGCAGUUUCAUUGUGCUUAUAGGAGGGGAUAGAAUGAAUUUUAUUCUUGCAGAUUUAGAUUUGGCAUCACUAGUCAGUAUCCCAUGGAUUAGAUAGUAUUUUUAAAACAAAUAUGUUACUUGACCAUCACCUUGGGAUGCUUAACUUUGACAGCAAUUUAAUUGGCUGAUGUCAUUCUUACAUAUGGUUAAUGAAGUAUUAAGUUUGGUUAAUAGAUACAUCAGAUGUUGCAAUUCAUUAUCAUCUACUGAAUUUCAUUAAUCAUGAAUUUGAUGAAAUUAAGAAAGAGAAAGACAUAUUUGCUAGAUGAAAAUAUUUGAUUGUUUGUGUAUUUGAAAGACAUAAGGGAGGAGAUGCAAAGAUGAAGAGAAUAUGGCUCUAAGCUGAAGGAGGAAUAUGUGAUGGUGAAGCAUCUACCUAAAAUUAAGAAAGAUGAAGACUCCCGAAAGUGUUGUUUGUCCGACUGUUUUAAUUGUUGUAAUGACAAUUGGCAGAAGGGUUUUUAAGAAGACCUCCAAAUUGAAUCAACAUAUGUACAUGCUCCUAUGCUCCAAAUUGUUUUCUGAAAUUGUAUGGUUAUCAUGGAUGAACAAGUGCAGGGCUACCAUGAUCUAUUGUGAAAUAAUUAUGAAUUCAGACUGUGUUUGAAAAUCUGAAUGUAUAUGCCUGUUUCAUUGUUUUCUGCUAAUAAUGGACUUAGAAUGAGUCGAAUACUCUAAAUGAAUUGAAUCAUGUAUGUGCAGCAGCUAUGAAUGAAUGGAAUUGGAAUUGGCACUAAAAAAAACUUACAUUUGGCCUUAAUGUUAAUUUUCUUGU
Messenger RNA from Vicia villosa (hairy vetch), 3436 nucleotides. RefSeq names its product FAD-dependent monooxygenase sdgC-like. NCBI's taxonomy places the organism in Eukaryota, Viridiplantae, Streptophyta, Magnoliopsida, Fabales, Fabaceae. The record is from RefSeq and is a predicted model, not a curated record. The coding region runs from base 1195 to 1971 and encodes 258 amino acids. Gene Ontology annotation, cellular component: membrane. Gene Ontology annotation, biological process: transmembrane transport. Gene Ontology annotation, molecular function: channel activity. The transcript is spliced from 6 exons.